AUGGCCUCAAGGGCUAUCCUCAGGAGGAGGAAGGACAUUCUACGGCACACUAAUGUGCCUAUUUUGUCCCCUUCAUUCACUAGCACAAUUGGGCAAGGACAAUUUGGUUGUGAGGUUGAUCAUCAAAGAUCUGUAUGUUUCUUUUCGAAGGAAAGUUUAGCAGAUUCUAAUCAUGCUAUGGCACAUUAUACUUUAAAUAAGCGAAAGCUUUGUCGGCUCAGUGGUGGUUUCACAUGGAGUCCAACUUGUGAGGUUUCUCUUCCCACUUAUGGUUCUAGAGCACAGAACUUUGUAUUCCCAUUGGGAGCCAGGUGUUUCCUGCAGUCGGUCCGCACCGCAUCAAACACAACUGGACAGGGUCGAGUUAAUAUUAUGGACAAGCAGAGUGAGGAUGAGAAGCAGAAGCAACAAAAAAAGGAGGCAUCCCCCGAAGAAUGUGAUCAGGCAGUGGAAGGAUUAAGCACUGCAAAAGCAAAAGCAAAAGCUAAGCUGGAGGAAGUGCAAAAGGCUGACCAAUCAGUGCAUUAUUGGUUGGGCACUAAGCUACUCUGGGCAGAUGUUAGAAUCUCAUCAAGGCUGUUAGUGAAACUUGCUAGUGGAAAGAGCCUCACAAGACGAGAGAGGCAGCAGCUCACGCGCACAACAGCAGAUCUAUUCAGGCUAGUACCUUUUGCAGUUUUUAUUAUCGUUCCAUUCAUGGAACUCUUGUUGCCAGUGUUCCUCAAGUUGUUCCCAAACAUGUUGCCAUCCACUUUCCAGGACAAGAUGAAAGAAGAGGAGGCCCUAAAAAGGAAACUGAAAGCAAGGAUGGAAUAUGCAAAGUUUUUACAAGACACUGCUAAAGAAAUGGCAAAGGAAGUUCAAACAUCACGUAGUGGAGAAAUGAAACAGACUGCUGAAGAUCUGGAUGAGUUCUUGAAUAAGGUUAGGAAAGGUGGACAUGCCUCCAAUGACGAAAUAUUGAGCUUUGCAAAGCUAUUUAAUGACGAGCUGACUUUGGAUAACAUGAGCAGACCUCGACUUGUUAAUAUGUGUAAAUACAUGGGGAUCCAACCUUUUGGCACAGACCACUACUUGCGAUUCAUGCUUCGAAAGAAACUACAAGACAUUAAGAAUGAUGAUAAGAUGAUUCAAGCUGAGGGUGUGGAGUCUCUUUCUGAAUAUGAGCUUCGACAAGCAUGUCGUGAGCGUGGGCACCUUGAUUUGUUGUCAACAGAGGAGAUGCGCCAACAGCUCAGAGACUGGCUGGAUCUAUCACUCAAUCAUUCUGUGCCAUCGUCUCUUCUAAUACUCUCAAGAGCUUUUACUGUGUCUGGUAAAAUGAAACCUGAGGAGGCCGUUGUAGCAACCUUAUCUUCCCUGCCAGAUGAAGUUGUCGAUACAGUUGGAACUGUACUGCCUUCUGAAGAUUCUGUUUCAGAGAGGAAGAGAAAAUUGGAAUUUCUGGAGAUGCAGGAAGAACUUAUCAAGGAAGAGGAGAAAAGGCAAGAGAAAGAAGACAAGGCAAAACUGGAGGAGCCUAAGGCCACUGAAGAAGAUUUGGCUUUGAAGGAAAUGACUGAGCCUACUGUUAGGGACGAAGAAGAACUAAAGAAAGCGAAAACGCAUGAUAAGAAAGAGCAGCUUUGUAAUAUCAGUCAAGCAUUGGCUGUGCUUGCAUCUGCUUCUUCUGUUACCAAGGAGCGACAAGAGUUUUUAAGCCUUGUCAACAAGGAGAUAGAACUAUAUAACAAUAUGCUCGCAAAGGAGGGUACAGAUGGUGAAGAAGAAGCCAGGAGAGCAUACAAGGCUGCUAGGGAGGAAUCAGACCAUGCUGCAGAGGCAGCUGUGGGAGUAAAGGUCUCUUCAGCUUUGAUUGAUAGGGUUGAUGCUAUGCUUCAAAAGUUAGAAAAGGAGAUUGAUGAUGUUGAUGCUCAAAUUGGCAAUCGUUGGCAGCUGCUGGAUAGGGACCGUGAUGGCAAGGUGACUCCUGAAGAGGUGGCUGCAGCUGCAAAUUAUCUCAAAGACACCAUAGGAGCAGAAGGCGUCCAGGAGCUUAUCAGCAAUCUUUCUAAAGACAAUGAAGGGAAUAUCCUUGUGGAAGACAUUGUGAAGCUGGCGUCACAAACAGAGGAAAACAAUGAACUUGAAGAAACGGCACGAUGA
Molecule: messenger RNA, 2145 nt
Organism: Miscanthus lutarioriparius
Lineage: Eukaryota; Viridiplantae; Streptophyta; Magnoliopsida; Poales; Poaceae
Source: the annotation of a GenBank genome assembly